This is a messenger RNA of Anoplophora glabripennis (Asian longhorned beetle), 1029 nucleotides long. RefSeq names its product histone-lysine N-methyltransferase, H3 lysine-79 specific-like. The coding region runs from base 1 to 1029 and encodes 342 amino acids. The transcript is spliced from 3 exons. The record is from RefSeq and is a predicted model, not a curated record. NCBI's taxonomy places the organism in Eukaryota, Metazoa, Arthropoda, Insecta, Coleoptera, Cerambycidae.
AUGAUCGACAAUAAAGGCCCUUAUGCAACAAAAUUCCCUCAAAACCAGAGCUGGUCCAUAGACUAUUUCACCACCGAUGAUUGGAAAUCGAAGAGAAUCAUCAGAAAAUUCAUCAACUCUGCUAUCUACGUUGAAAAACCCAUGCUUGGUAUGCCACCCUUAAGGAAGAAAAGUCCGAUCUUUUUAAAUAGUGGUAGUGAUGGGGAAUAUACCUGUCGAACAUGUAGUAGUGAUGCAAACGAGACAACGAGAAUGGUUAGAGGUUCUAGCAUUUCGUUGAAUUCUUUCACACCUCAACCUGAGGAAAUUGUAAACACCAAGAAAUAUUCCCCGAAAUCCUCCGGAUCUUGUAGUACAAACUCGAGCAGCGACGCAGAAAGUCAAAUCACCGUAAAAUCUAUCAAACCCGAUGUACACUCCAUGGGUAGUGAAAUAAAACUUUCAUUGACCCCUUUAUCUACAGACAGGAAUAGUCAUAUUAACGUUAAAGAGAAGCAAGCAGUCAUAAAGCAAUGGUUGGAGAAAAAGGAUGAAGAACGGAAAAAAAGGAAGAUGGAAGAAGCAAGAAUCAAGGAAGCCAAAGAAAAAGAGAGACAACUACUAUUGGAAAAAGAGAGGGAGAACUUCAAAAAGUGGCUAACAGAGAAAAAGCAAGCUGAAGAAAGAAACAGGAAGCUUAAGGAACUGGAGGAAGAGAAGAAAAAAUUGAAAGAAGUAGAGAAAGAAAAGAGGAGAGCAGAGAAUGAGCUAUGUUUCAAUAAAUGGUUGAGAAGGAAAAAAAAGAUGGACUUAGAGAGAAAAAUUAAAGAUAAAUUGGCACUAAUUCAGUUAUAUGAACAGAAGCAGAAACGUAUUGAAGAUAAUGAGAAAGCUUUUGAAGAAUGGUUGAGAAAUUCUAAAAAUAAACCAAAGCCUAUUCCACUAAAUCAAGGAUUGCAAAGUUUGUGCUCUUCGACAUCAGUGACAUAUAUAAAUCCUGUACCUUGGAAUCCGAAUAUAGAAUUGCCCCAAAAACCAGUAUCUCAUUAA